AUGGGGACCCCCCGGGCCCCCCCCAGCCGGGCGGUGCCGGUACCGGGGGGGUCUCGGUGUUUCCGCCCCGGGAGCGUUCCCGGUUCGUACCGGCGUGGGGGCUGGGGGAAUUGCGACAUUCCCGGCCGCUUUCCUGCGAAACUGGGCAGGAACUGGGCAGGGCCGGAGGUGCCCGGACGGGAUUUUCCGGCUCCCGGGCCGUGCCCGGUGACCGUGCCCGGGGCUCUCGGUGACCUCCCGGUGCCUCAGCCCCGAUUUCCCUCGGCAGCCGCGCUGGGCACGGCCCAGGUGACGUCGGAGGACAAGGAAGUGCCGGAGCACAAACCCGUGGACAUUCCCUGCGCCGCGUUCCGCUCCAGCGGGAGCAACCCCCGGAUCGAGUGGAAGUUCCAGAAGGGCUCGUCCCUGGUGCUCAUCUUCUACGAGGGGAAGCUCACAGAGUCGUACCAGGACCGUGUCCAGUUCUCCCGCACGUCGAUCCGGUUCCAGUCGGUGACGCGGGAGGACAGCGGGAAGUACAUCUGCGAGGUGGUGGGGGAUGGCAACCACAUCACCAAGUCCGAGGUCAACCUCAUCGUCCAAGUGCCCCCCGGGAAGCCGGUCGCGCACGUUCCCAGCUCAGCCACGGUUGGUUCCCGGGCCGUGCUGCGCUGCUCCGAGGCCCAGGGCUCGCCCCCUCCCACCUUCCGCUGGUACAAGGACGGCACCGAGCUGCCCCCGGACCCCAAAUCCAGCCCCGCCUUCCGCAACUCCUCCUACAGCCUGGACCCGCGCAGCGGGGAGCUGGUUUUUGAGCCGGUGGGGGGCUGGGACACGGGCGAUUAUCACUGCGAGGCCUCCAACAACGUGGGGACCCCCCAGAAAUCCGACGUGUUCCGCAUGGAAGCCAGCGAGGUGAACGUGGGCGGGAUCGUGGCCGCCGUGGUGCUGCUGCUCCUGGUCCUGGCGCUCGCCGGCUUCGGGAUCUGGUUCGCCCACAGGCGCGGCUACUUCGGCAAAAAAGCAGAUGCCGGCGGGAAGAAGGUGAUUUACAGCCAGCCCUCACGGCGCAGCGAGGGCGAGUUCAAGCAAACCUCCUCGUUCCUGGUGUGACGUGGCGCUCCCUGCGCCCCCCGGACACUUUUUCCCGAUUCCCGGAAUUCCGGCGGGAUUUUCUCUGCGGUUUUUGUAAAGCCUCACCCGGUGCCUUCGCUGCCACCGCUGCCUCUGGAACUUGGGGGGUCCCCGUGUCCCCACUUCUUCACCCCCUGCUUUUGUCCCCUCUUUGUGCCCCCCUUUGUCACCUCUUGUCCCCCCCCAUUGUCCCCUUCCUUUGUCCUCCAUCGUCCUCCCUUGUCCUCCAUUGUUGUCCCCCCUUCCUUGUC
This is a messenger RNA of Pseudopodoces humilis (Tibetan ground-tit), 1364 nucleotides long. Lineage: Eukaryota; Metazoa; Chordata; Aves; Passeriformes; Paridae. The record is from RefSeq and is a predicted model, not a curated record.